AUGGCUAACAAACUAGCCGAUUUACCCGCCGUCCCUGGACACGCCAAAAUCCCUGAGAACGAAGCAGCUGAUCUCACUGCUAAAGAGGGAGCUGCCUUAAUCCCUCCUGCUCCUUACAAAUCCUCAUACGCCUCGCUAAAGAGAUACGCCAAGACUCAAUCCCUAUCUGCUGCUCAGUCACAAUGGGAGAAGGUGGCACCACAGAGCUAUUAA
Molecule: messenger RNA, 213 nt
Organism: Talaromyces stipitatus ATCC 10500
Lineage: Eukaryota; Fungi; Ascomycota; Eurotiomycetes; Eurotiales; Trichocomaceae
Exons: 2
Coding region: 1-213 (70 amino acids)
Source: RefSeq, a predicted model, not a curated record